CCUCCUCGCCCGCCACGCCUGCCGCUCCAGGACCCAUGUGGACCUUCUGCACCAAGGCCCCUGUGAUGCGUGCAAGGAUGUGGAGUGCGGACAGGUCGGCGUGUGCAGAGUGGAUGCUGAAGGUGUUGGCCGCUGUUCCUGCCCCACCAAUUGUUCGCAGGCCCUGGGCGGGGAGAUCUGUGGCAGCAACGGGGAGAACCUACGCCUCGGAGUGCCACCUGCAGAUAGCCGCCUGUGCCAAUCAGCGCCAACUGACGGCCGUGCACAAAGGAAGCUGCGAUCUGUGCAAGGACGUGUACUGCAAGUUCGGGGCGCGUUGUGAGGGCGGGCGAUGCAUCUGUCCAACUGACUGCCCCGACAAGAAGGAACCUGUGUGCGGCUCUGACCGGAUUACCUACAGCAAUGAGUGUGUCAUGAGGAAGGUGGCGUGUGAAAAGAAUGAGGACCUGAAUUAUCUCUUCUUUGGGGAAUGUAAUGAGAUUGGCGGCAUCGUGACGGACGUGAUCUACCCGACGCCCUUGCCGCCAGCCAGCCCCGAGGACCCAUGCCACACCCACACCUGCAUCGCGGGGGCCGAGUGUCAGUCAGACGGAGAGGGACGCGCCCGCUGUGUGUGUGACAUCUACUGCUCGCCGCCGCCCCGCUAUGAGCCUGUGUGCGGCAGUGACAUGGAGUUUUACGAGUCGGAGUGUCUCAUGCGGCUACACGCUUGCAACAUCCAAGUGCAGCUAUUUGUAAUGCCAGUCCACGAGUGUGCCACCUCACAACGAUCGAGGGCGUGCAACGGGACCUCGCCGCUGAGCAACCCAUCAACAGGCGAGGACCUUUUCUGCGGGGAGGGCGGCACCAUCUGCCCACCCGGGACCUAUUGCCACCGCGGCCACCACUUCGCCAAAUGCUGCAGAGACUACUCUGUCCGGGUAGCGGUGAUAGAGGCGCCAGAACCGGACGACUGCCACCAGAGUGAAUGGGGAUGCUGUGACGACGGGAUCAAUUUCGCCUCGGGUCCAGAGCGAGAGGGAUGCCCCGAGGCCUGUCGUUGCCAUAGAUUAGGGUCAAUCCGGGAGCCGUGUGACGCAGUGACGGGCGUGUGUGAGUGUCGGCCUGGCGUAGGAGGCAAGAACUGUGACCGCUGCCUGCCGGGGUAUUACGGCCUCAACAGGGUGAAGGAGGGCGCCAUCGGGUGCACGCCCUGCGGAUGCUCGCUGUUCGGGUCGCUGCGCACAGACUGCAUGCAGAUGACGGGGGAGUGUGUGUGCAAGCCGGGCGUGUCGGGUCACCAGUGCACCGUGUGUCCCAAAGGCCAGGUGCUGCGGCCCAUAGGAUGCGUCUAUGAGGACCUACGGGUGCCCGCCGCCACUACCUGUGACCUGCUGCAGUGUCACUUCGGGGGGAAGUGCCAGGAGAAGGACGGCAUGGCCACUUGCACCUGUGCUAACCACUGCCUGCCGAGCGGCGCUGGCGGGACGUUGACGGUAUGUGGGUCUGACGGAGUGACUUACGCCUCUGAGUGUGAGGUUCGCUACCAGGCGUGUGUGCAGCAGGCGGACAUCGUGGUGGUGGGCUUUGGUUCCUGCGCUGAGUCAUGGACAGACGCCCCCGUGCGCCGCUCCACCGCUGAGGAUGGCUGGUCCACGGAUGACUGGGCGUGGCCUGGACGCGGCCUGACGGAGCACCAUGGCCUCGCCACCCGCAGACACGUUGACACCGCCCACUCCACCCGCGCCCACUCCGCCAGCGCUGCCCACUCCAUCAACUCCAUCAUCGACACGCCUGGCCAAGUGGUGACGCCCAAGACGGAGAUCGACUCAGAGGAGGAUGGCAGGCACCCCCCGCCGCCUCCACCCUCCAAGCUGCCCUAUGACGUCCCUUCCUUCUCUGGCAACUCUUACAUACAGAUGAUGACGUGGUCUGUGCCGACGAAGGUGAAACUGGAGGUGGAGUUUUCGGCCCACGAGGCGGACGGUGUGUUGGCGUACGUGCAGCAGAACCUCGGAGGCAACGGUGACUUCCUGGCUCUUGUCCUCAACCGUGGGUACCUGGAAGCUCGCAUUGACCUUGGGAACGGCCGCAUAGUUCUUAAGUCGCCCAAACCUGUGGAGCUCUUCACGCGAACCCUGGUCAGCGUGAGCACCUAUGGCACGGACGCGCUGCUGCAGGUGGGCGUGGGGGAGGCAGUGUCGGGGAGCUCCAAGGGCGUUCACCACAGCCUGGACAUCAACGCGCCGCUGUACGUGGGCGGCGUGCCGAGCUCCACCUCUCGCGUAGUGGAGAACCUCGGCGUGACCAGAGGCCUCUUCGGCUGCGUCCACAGGCUGAAACUGGGCCAGCACGACCUCGACCUGGUGUGGGGGCGCUCCGGCAGUGUCAAUCACGCCCACAAUGUAAGUGAGUGCCGCCCGUCACCCUGUGCCGCCCAUCCCCUGUCUCAACGGAGGGUCAUGCCGCCCGCACGCCCUUCCCCCGGGCUUCACCUGUUCCUGUCUCAAAACACACACAGGCCACAGGUGUGAGGUGGAAGUGAGUGCAGGUUGCCGCCGCCUGCAGUGCCCUCCCGGGACCACCUGCCAGAGCGUCCCCACCACCACUACUCUACACUGCGUCCCCGACUCUGAGACGGAGGAGGCGUGGCCGGUGGUGGAUCUGAAGGGUAGCGGGUACCUGGCAUUGCCGCGUCUGGACAGCGAGGUGACUGCGAUCCGCCUGGAGGUGUGGGGUGCUGGCGCGCGCCCCCCACGGCAUGCUCCU
Molecule: messenger RNA, 2748 nt
Organism: Scylla paramamosain (green mud crab)
Lineage: Eukaryota; Metazoa; Arthropoda; Malacostraca; Decapoda; Portunidae
Product: agrin-like
Exons: 19
Coding region: 36-2513 (825 amino acids)
Biological process (GO): multicellular organism development; cell differentiation
Molecular function (GO): extracellular matrix binding; protein binding; collagen binding
Source: RefSeq, a predicted model, not a curated record